GAGAAGUGGGGAUUGGAUUGCCGCGGAAUUAUCUCCGUCGCUGUCGCCACCGGCCGUGGGGAAGCAGCGCGCGGCGCGGCGCGGGGGGGAGAGUCUCCUCCGCCACCGCCAGCGUGGGCAGUGGGACUACCUCCUUGCCCCGCUACGCGACGCGGCGACGUCGCCGUCGGCGUCGUCACCCCUCCGCACGGUGCACUGAACGUGGCGCCUCCACUUGGCGCGCGACGCGACGCGACGCGGCCCGCCUUCUUCUUCUCUACUGCUACUUAACCACCAGCCGCGCGCGAAGUGCGGCGAGCGCGCAAUCGAGGUCGAACACUUGGCCGGCAUGAAGCCCAGGCCUACCGGAUUCGGGGCCGCGGCGGCGGCGGCGGCGGAAGUUUUGGUGGGGGGCGGAUGCGGUGGAUGGGCGUGGAGGCCGAGGCCGAGGCCGGCGACGGUGGCCUCCACCGCGGCGAUGUCGGUGAGGGGGCCUGGUACUACCCAGGCGGCCGCGGCGGCAAGCGCCGUGCACUCGGAGCGCCACCGCGGCGGGGUGCACGGGCUGCAGCUCCCUCCGCUGCGGCUGCAGUUCACCGCCGACCUGGAGGCGCGGAUCGAGAAGGUGAUCUACGCCUGCCGCUUCAUGACCUUCCUCGCCAUCGCCGGCUCGCUCAUCGGCUCCGUCCCCUGCUUCCUCAAGGGCUGCGUCUAUGUGAUGGAUGCCUUCAUCGAGUACUACCUGCACGGUGGCGGCAAGGUCACCCUGAUGCUAGUUGAAGCCAUUGAUAUGUUUCUGGUUGGAACGGUCAUGUUUGUCUUCGGGACAGGGCUAUACGAGCUGUUCAUCAGUAACAUGGACAUUGCAAAGUCAUCAUCCUAUGGCUCUAACCUCUUUGGCUUGUUCAGGCUCCCGGAACGGCCUGAGUGGCUCGAAAUCCAGUCAGUGAAUGAUCUCAAGACUAAGCUGGGGCAUGUCAUCGUCAUGGUUCUACUGGUUGGCAUCUUUGAGAAGAGCAAGAGGGUGACCAUCACAUCAUGUACUGACCUCUUCUGCUUUGCAGCAUCGAUUUUCCUCUCUUCAGCUUGCCUCUACCUGCUCUCCAGGCUCAGUAGCAAGUAGAAAAAUAGGAGGUAGCGACACCUGAAUGGCUGGAGCACAAACAGGUCUUGUACAUAUGACAUAGGCCUGUUGUGUUUCCUAUGCCGUGCAACACCUCAUGUUAUGUUUACAUAAUGUAAAAUUAGAGGGGAGUUUGCACAUCUCACGUACUCUUUGUAUGGAAUGGAAACUACUUUGUAUAGUGGAGCCAUAAGACAUUAUUGUCACCAUCACUGUGUACCACCUGGUACUGCAACUCACUGCUUCGAUGAUAAAUAUAAAUAGUUACUGCUAUGGCAUGUUAUGAAUUGAUUA
Molecule: messenger RNA, 1396 nt
Organism: Oryza sativa Japonica Group (Japanese rice)
Lineage: Eukaryota; Viridiplantae; Streptophyta; Magnoliopsida; Poales; Poaceae
Source: RefSeq, a predicted model, not a curated record